Ooceraea biroi (clonal raider ant) is the source of this 2039-nucleotide messenger RNA. RefSeq lists its product as uncharacterized. Lineage: Eukaryota; Metazoa; Arthropoda; Insecta; Hymenoptera; Formicidae. The record is from RefSeq and is a predicted model, not a curated record.
UUUACUCAUCCGUCAGGUGAGGGACAGCCUCUUUCUGUCUUCUUUCGCGAUCCCACCGGUCGCCUACGUCAGUGUAACGGCGACUCUGGCAUGAUGUAUACGCUAAAGGGAUGGCGCGCCACGGCGACGCUCCUCCUGCUCGCCUUGUGUCGCGGAGAUCCACUUGGACAAGGAGAGCGACAGCUACAGCAGCGAUACAGCGAUCCUGUGGUACCACCGUUUCCGCAGCACCUCGCACCACCCUGGGAAUACAUUCUCCGUGAGAUCAUCCUGAAGUCGAUCAACCCUCCAUCGCCGUCGGAUGCCGGCAUGCCUCAUAAACGGCCGCUGGACGCCACUUUCUACGGGGGUCCGCUUGCCACGCACUCCAACGAUGACACGAAUGUCAUCCUGUCGCGCGGCAACGUGUACCGCCUGCUCAACGGUCACUGGAUGCUGUGCCAGAAUGGAUGCGUCGACUGCGAGCUCUGCGCGGCGCAAAGGGAUCCCUCGUUCAAGUGGACCCUGCGAAGGGUCGAGCGGUCUCCGAGUGCCGAUCCUCCGCGCCACGAGCUCCAGCUGACGAUCACACCGCAGACGGAUGAUCGUUUGCACGCGAGCGAUUUCUGGCCGAAUUCCUACGUCUACGUGACGUCCCAGGGACAACGAGGAGCGUCGAUUGUGAGCGUCGGGACGCCGCCACGCGAUGGUGGACUCUCCGACCCGGAAAUCUCCACGACUUCCGGCCUCGAGGACAGUUUCUCCGCGCAGCAUCAGCGAUCGCGAAAUCCCUGGCGCUUAGCGGAACGAGAUUCGGCUGCUAAUCGUGAUGAUGAUCGCACUACCACGCGCGAGAGUGUUUCUAGCACUGAGGCAGUCGGAAAAGAAGAAUUUCCGGAGCAGAAGCAGAGGCCCAGGAAUAUGAGACCUCGGUACCGACCUCGGCUGAGAGCCACGGAGAAUCUUGGAGAAGAAGUGAGUCAACUGGCGCCGAAGCUGAUCCUGGGAACCGAUCGCCGCGGUCAGAAACACCUGAUCCACGUGGUACCGGCCGAUCACCCACCAUCUAUCACCGGGAACCCCGAUGUUGCGAAUCAUUUGGCACCUUCGCAGUUCAUAGUCAAUCAGACGAUGCGCUCGAACGACACAGUAGUUCCAAAACGCGAGAGGCAAACUUACCAACAGAUAUUCCGCCGGAUCUUUGAGUCUCUGAAUGCGCACAGGCGAUCGAUCCAGGAUUUCCUCGAGGCGGAUAACGUGAGCAGACAUCAUCAGACGUCUCCUGCCAUGGACGUUGCCAGAUUCACCUGGAAUAAUCAUACAGUUGGCAAUUUCGCGCCGUUACACCGUGGCGAUACGGCAUUGUCGCCUUACGUGGAGAGCAAAGGUAGAACAGCGGAAAAAUGGAGACACGAAGAUACAAAGCGAAACGUUAACGAUUAUUACGCGAGGUACUGGGAUACGAAUUACGCUGAAAGGUCGCGUAGCCAGUCACCAAUGAGUUUCAAUUGGAGCGAAGAACGGAGAAAGGUGCGCGUCCAACCGUACUCCACUAAUAGUAGAGGCAUUUCGGGAAUAAGUUCAUCGAUCUCGUCACAAACAUCGGGGAAUUUCUCGGCAGACGUCGGUUCGAGGUCUGGCUUCGGUAAUAGCUUCGUUAAUGGCACGCUCAUCGGUAAAGCGAAUAACAAUUCCAUCAAGCCGAGUCCGAUAACGACAAGACGCGGGAACGAUCAAUUACUCAGGUCGGAGAGGCUGAAAAGUGGCGAUGCUAAUCGAGAAUUCGAGGCUUCGCACCAUCCUUUCCGGAUAAUCGUUACCACCGAGUCGCCGGUAAUUCGUGGGAAACACGAAGCUCUAAAUCACACUAAAACAUUACAAAUAACUACGUUGAAGACAUUCGAAUAAAGAGUGAUGGCAACAGAGAUGGCAGUUAAUCGCGAUAUCAUCGUAAUUACAGGUCUGCGUGUAAUUGCAGGAAAUAACUUAUCCGCAGUUUGCUCAAGUUAUAACAGCACCGACGUUUAUCUCAAAGUAAUCCUAAAUCAUAAAUAAAUAUU